Molecule: messenger RNA, 1377 nt
Organism: Nicotiana attenuata
Lineage: Eukaryota; Viridiplantae; Streptophyta; Magnoliopsida; Solanales; Solanaceae
Product: bZIP transcription factor 53-like
Exons: 1
Coding region: 700-1116 (138 amino acids)
Biological process (GO): positive regulation of DNA-templated transcription
Cellular component (GO): nucleus
Molecular function (GO): transcription cis-regulatory region binding; DNA-binding transcription factor activity
Source: RefSeq, a predicted model, not a curated record
GCUGUGCAUUACAAUUGGCAUCGCGAACAUUCUUCUCGCCUUCAAACUAUCCUGUACCAGUUCAAAAUCACCUUUCAAAGGUUGAGUAACGUAAUCCUCUUCUCCUCCUCCCAAAAUAACUUUCUGGUUUCUCCUUAUUAAUCUCUUCCUUAAUUAUCUCCACCUACCAUUUUUGUCUUUGUCCUUUAUUAUCUUCUUUCCUAUUUUUGGCUUACUGAUUUCUGCUUCUUUUUUCCUCCUGUUUCCCUAUAUCUCAAUCUGCUCUGGUAUUGACAACCUUUGAUCAUUGUCUCAAAGAAAGAUUUUGCUUUUUUGUGACAAACCCAUAUCUUGAAAUCACAUUUCUAACGUUGUUGUUUGUAUUCUUUUAGGAGAUUCCAAGGUGGGUUUUUUUGGGUUUGUUGCUGAUUUUACUUUCGACAAUGAAUUUGAGGUUUCUCUAGUUAGGAAUCAAUCUAUGAUAUCUGUUAUUUCCACCACUCUUUUAGGCAUUUGUCUUCUUCAAUCUUUCUCUGUAUUGUUCCUCUAUCACUUCUAUGUUUUUUCAUGAAGACACUUUUGGAAACACCGUCUGAAUAGAAGCUUUCUUUUAUUGAAGAACAAAACAUCCUAUUUGAUUGUCCCAAAAGUACAUAUUGGCAUUUCUGAGAUCACAGAAUUGAGGUGCUAUUGAAUUUAUAGCCACAAUAUUGAAGAAAUAUGUCAGCUUUAAGGCAGAGUGCUAGUUCAUCUGCAUCAGAAGAUGAUCAAAGGUAUGCAGGAAUGGAUGAAAAGAAGAGGAAAAGGAUGAUUUCUAACAGGGAAUCCGCGAGGCGCUCGAGGAUGAAGAAGCAAAAGCUUCUGCAAGAUUUGACUGGGGAAGUGAGCAGAUUACAGGCUGCUAACAAGAACAUUGUGGCUAAAAUUGAAGAGACCACAGAGAGAUAUACAGUUUGUACUGCACAGAAUAAUGUGCUGAGGGCACAGGCAAGGGAAUUGGAUGAUAGGCUGAGGUAUUUAAAUGAUGUUAUUAAUGACACUGGUUUGGCUGUGGAUGCUGCUGAUCCUUUGCUGAAGCCAUUGCAGAUUCCUUGUUCCAUGCAGCCCAUUGCUUCUUCAGGCUUGUUUAAAUUUUGACGUCGAUUUGGUUGUCUUUAAUGGCUAGUUGGAUACCUUUGCUUCCAUUAGUCCAUAUAUUAGUAGUGGUUUCUUUAAUGGUAAUGUCAUGUUAGUUAUGUCUUUGGUGGUUAUGCUUUAGUGUAUGCUGUGUCUGCUUACUCUUUGAACCAUGUAUAUACCUGGAAUUAUCUGGGAGUUGUUGAAUCACAUGUUUCUAUCUUGCUUGCUGGUCUUUUGUUUAUGAUGAUAUUAACAAUAAGGGAUAACGGAUUUGUCCUG